AUGGCUCAGACCACAGAGCAAUCGAGACAGAUUUUGACACCACGGUGGAGGACCGUCCCAGUGAGACGAGGUUCCUCUUCAAGAACGCGCCCUGGACGGAAAUUAGGACUAGGGUGGCAGCAAACCUCGAACGCAUCCCCUGGGACGGCAAUGUCCAGCAGCAGACGGACAGGCUCAUGGCAGCGACAUACACGUUUUGGAGAAACCUGGCGAGAUCUCGACGUAGGAUUGGGCAAAACAGCACCAGAGCUCGAACAACGAGCCAGGAUGGCAGCCAAAGAGUACCACGACGCCAUCCGCAGACAGAAGAGUUCGCAUUGGAACGACUUCCUGGCCGAUGACGCUAACAUCUGGCAAGCAACGAAGUACCUGCAAACCGGCAGCGGCACGAUGGGCGAUAAGAUACCCCCGCUCGUCCGACCCGAUGGCUCCAUCACGGAGGACGGCGACAUCCCCAGCCAGUGGAGGAAUGCCAAGAUCAUCCCAUUGAAGAAGCCAGGGAAGAGCGAAUACACUCUAGCCAAGUCCUGGAGACCCAUCUCGCUGCUCUCCACGCUGGGUAAGAUACUGGAGGCAGUCAUUGCGGAGCGUUUAUCCCAUGCUGUGGAGACCUGCGGCCUUCUACCCGCCAACCACUUCGGAGCCAGGAAGAGACGCUCGACCGAACAGGCUCUCCUUCUGCUUCAGGAACACAUCUACAAAGCAUGGAGAGCUAGGAAAGUGCUCAGUCUGAUCAGCUUCGAUGUCAAGGGCGCAUACAAUGGGGUCUUCAAAGACAGGCUUCUCCAGAGGCUCAAGGCAAGAGGGAUACCUGAAUCCCUGGUCAAGUGGAUCGACGCCUUCUGCUCCAAGCGCACAGCGACCAUUGCCGUAAACGGGUUCACAUCUGGACGGCAAGAGCUGCCCCAAGCGGGUCUUCCGCAAGGAUCGCCGCUGUCUCCAGUGUUGUUCCUCUUCUUCAACGCCGACCUAGUGCAGCACAAGAUCGACGCGAACGGAGGCGCAAUUGCCUUCGUGGACGACUACACUGCCUGGGUAACGGGCCCGUCAGCGGAGUCGAACCGCACUGGAAUCCAAGGCUUGGAUUCCAAGCUAUCAUCGACAAAGCCCUUGACUGGGAGAAACGGAGCGGUGCGCAGUUUGAAGGCGAAAAGACAGCCAUCAUACACUUCACGAGGAACAUGGAGCGAUUUUCAGAACAACCGUUCUCGGUCAAAGGGCGAAGUGGUCAAACCGAAGGAAAGUGCGAAAAUCCUAGGUGUCGUGAUGGAUCGCGAACUCCGCUACAAGCAGCACAUUGCUAGGACGGCAGCUAAGGGCCUCGCAGCCGCUCUGGCCCUGAAGAGACUGAAGAUGCUUUCCCCGCGGACAGCGAGACAGCUAUUUGUUGCGACAGUAGCCCCGGUCAUGGACUACGCUGCCAAUGUCUGGAUGCAUGCGUGCGGGGAAAAGGCACUGAGCUGGCUGAACAGGGCGCAGAAGAUCGGGGCCCUGGCCAUCACGGGAGCCUUUCGAACCGCGGCAACAGCCGUGGUGGAAGCUGAAGCGAGCAUCUACCCCGUACGAGAACGACACGCCCAGGCGGCAGCCAGUCUGUGGAUCAACAUCCACACGCUACCCGGAACGCAUCCCCUUGCCAUGAAGAAAGUCCGGACCACCGUACGAUUCGUAUCUCCGCUGCAGAAAAUUGCCCGCGUGGCCGAAGGAGUACGAGUCGACCGGAUGGAGACAAUCCAGGAAUACGCCGUCCCGCCCUGGGUACCUCGCCUACGACCGACGCUCGAAGCCGAUCGAGGGAAGGCGGCCGAGAUGAACCCAUAUACAGCAGAGCUAGCAGCCAUCGCAAUGGCCCUGGAGAAGUUACCGGCUAGCAUCUGCCACAGGCACAUCACCGUGAUCACUAGGAACCAGUCAGCGCUGGCAGCAGUUGGACAGCCGCGGCAGCAAUCCGGCCAAAGCAUCAUACGGCAAAUCUACGACUUGGCCAGGCUGCACCGACAAAGAGGGAACUCGGUCAACUUUCUGUGGAUACCAGCGGAGAUUGACUUCGCGCUGGGGUCAGAUGCCAAGGCAGCAGCCCAGAGAGCGUCGAAGCAAGGACGCACACCCGACUCCCAAAUACCCCAGGCCAAGUCUACCGCGAUGAGGCUGGCAAUGGAAAGACAACGGGCGACAAGAGUUCUACCUGUAAGCGUGGGCAAGUUCUCAAAGGCCAUGGACGCAGCACUACCAGGCAAGCACACGCGCCAUCUCUAUGACAAGCUGAAGCGAAGGGAGGCCUGCGUAUUGGCGCAGCUCCGAACCGGAAUGGCGAGACUGAACGGUUUUUUGAGCAGGAUUGGGGCGGUCGAGUCAGACCUUUGUGCCUGUGGACAAGCGAGGGAAUCAGUGGAACACUUUCUUUUCCGAUGCGUGAGAUGGACAGCUCUGAGGGAAGACAUGCUGCAAUGCACAGUGGCAAGACGAGGAAGCCUCUCGUUCUAUCUGGGAGGGAAAGCGCCAUCAGAUACAAGGCAUUGGUCACCAGAUAUGAAGGCAGUCCGGGCGACGAUCAAAUACGCAAUGGCAACAGGAAGGCUGGAGCUGAAUGAGGAGGAGAGUCUAGACCAGUCACAGUAG
Messenger RNA from Chaetomium globosum CBS 148.51, 2619 nucleotides. RefSeq lists its product as uncharacterized. The record is from RefSeq and is a predicted model, not a curated record. Gene Ontology annotation, molecular function: nucleic acid binding. The transcript has 4 exons. Bases 1 to 2619 code for a protein of 872 amino acids. Lineage: Eukaryota; Fungi; Ascomycota; Sordariomycetes; Sordariales; Chaetomiaceae.